AUGCAGUGGCCAUCCCGGUGGCUGCUGGGCGCCUUAAUCGCCCUCUGCCUGAGCGCAGCUCUUGCGGACUUUGACGCGGAUGAGGUGAUUGGGCAGUGCCAGAAGGUCGUCAAGGAGGGCGGUGUGGCCUUCCGGUUCGAGUGUCCGGAUUCCGUGUCAAGCAUCAAGGUCAGGCUGUCGUCCGAUGACACCGUCAUCGACAUCUACGGCAACCGGCAGCCGAUGGAGUUCUCCCUCGCUGUUCCAGCAGUGCAGGGGGCGAUGGUGCCGGUGUUCGCCUGCAAGGACCCUGCGGACAGAGACACCUGCACGGAGUACUUUAUCAUCGCGAGCACUCUGCCCGGCACCACGGCAGCUCUGCAGGAUCUGUCGGUGGCCGCUUCGGUGACGGCUCUCGAGCCGCCCUUCGACCCCGCCGUGUUUGAGUACAAGUGCACCAUGUACUACGGCAAGACCACUCUCGUCGAAGCCAAGGCGUCCAACGGCGCCAUGGUGUCGUUCCACGGCUAUGACCAGUCCAGGAAGUACACCAGCCUCUAUGAGUACACCCCGCCUCCCAGGGAAUCGCACCCCGUCCUGACGGCCUACGUGGUGUCGGAGUCGGGCAACGAGCGUGCCGAGUACCACAUCACCAUCGACAUCAUCCCAUCCAUCGACCCCACACUCGGCAGCAUCACCUCCGACCCCCCCGGCAGCCUGUCGCCCAAGUUCUCGCCCCACCACAAGUCCUACCAUCUCUUCCUGCCCUGGGGCUCCUCCUCUGCCACCAUCACCUUCACGCCGCGAGCUGACAGCACCAUGCCCGUCAAGGUCAACGGCGAGGCUGCCAGUGGCGGCACGGCGUACGUCAAGGUGGACCCUGACAAGCCUCCCAAGACCCUGAUCAUCGAGACGCAGGCGCAGAACGGCGAGUACAAGGACAAGUACUAUGUGACGGUGUCCAACCCCGUGGAGGCCAACACCUACCUCGAGGAGCUGACUGUGUUCGGCGAGAUGGGGCCCGUCCAGCUCAGCCGGGUCUUCGAAAGCACGAGGUGCGUGGGGCGGUGGGGCUGCCUGGGAAAGCGGCCGGGCAUUCAUCCAUUGUGUUAUGUGUGUGUCGUCAAUCAGGUUGUCUGGGUACCAGGCUACGUUCCCGACGCCCAACAAGCUCUUCGCCAUCAAGGCCAUCCCACAGGACAAAGAAGCAACCGUCAGAGUCAAACGUACGCACAACACCACCCACAUUGCUGCCGUCUCCGCUGCUAUCGGCACUACGUCCCUCAUCUUUCUUCUUUGUGUGUGUGUUCCCUCAUUCAGACGAGAAGCUGACGGAUGAGGGCGAGAUGAUGUCGGGAUACCACAAGCUGGACCUUGGCGAGGUGGACACGGUGCGUGUGGAGGUGACGGCUUCUGACAACCUCCACGUCAGGACCUACUACGUCGACUGCUACAGGUGAGGAAGAUCACGGAGGGAGAGAGGGUCGAGCGGGAUGUCAGUGGGAUUGUUGUGUCUGUGGCUGUGCAGGUUUGCAUUGUGGUACCAGACAAAGAAGUUCACGGACACCCUGUCGAUGAUCGUGGCCUACACGGCAUCCGCCAUGUCCAUCUUCUCGGGAUCAGCCUUCCUUUCCACAGCCAAGUUCCUGCACGUGAGACCGACCACCUCCUGACACACUACAGACAGAACAAAUGCUCGUGUCUCGUGUCUCAUGUUUCCCACCUUCUCUCGCAGUUCCUCUCCCUGACGGCCUCCAUGAACGGUGAGACGCCACUAAGACCGGCCGGCCACGUAGCCAUCUGUCUCAUGCUGUCCCUAUCCUCCCUUGUUGCCUGCAGGCAUCCCCGAGUCGUACAUCGACUACACUGAGACCUUCAACAAGUUCAACUUGCAGUUUGCGCUGCCCCCCUGGAUGGUGCGGCUGGUACACCAGGCCACCGGCGAGUCUCUCGAGGGCGGUGCCGAGACCGGCCAGGGUGUGUCCAGCGGCCAGCAGAACGAGCAGCGCAUGAAGCAGAACCAGGCCGCCAACCAGGCUGCCAAGAAUGGGACGCAGAAGUAUGUCGGCAUCAGUGAGAGGCGGGCCCUGCUGAGACACACACCGCCCACCACCGAGGCAGUCAUCAAGGUGGAGGCCGCAGAGGAUGUGGCAGAUCCCUUCGACGUCCAGGGUCAGUACAGACACAGAGAGAGACCCGUAUGGUAUGUCAAAGUGUCUUGUCUUCCAUCAGGCUAUGAUGCUGCUGAGCUUCGCCGUCGGUUCAACGAGGAGGUGGACUACUUGAGCGACCAGACGGUCUUCUGGCCAGUGGGUCGGGUCUACGACGACAUCAAAUACGAGCCCGCCCUCGAGCCCGACCGAUUCAGAGUCGUCGCCAGGAAGGUCCUCAUGGACAAAUGGACUCAAGUCGUCCAGGAGGUAGGACAGAGGGGGCGGCACACCCACACACCCACACACCCACACACCCACACCCACACAUGUGUUCGUCCAGUACGAGCACAAUCGUGAGCUGGGCAAGUACUCGAAUGCCAAUGGUACGAUCUCGGAGGCGGCUCUGCCCGACCUCAUUCUGCAGCUCAACGCCCACUCGGCAGCCAUGAAGGCACGUGCCGCACGGAAGGUACGCACGGGACAAAAGUGACCGUACGACGGCCGACGGCUCACUCAGCCUUUGCCCACGCCGUGUGCAUCAAUCAGGCUGAGGAGGAGGCCGAGCGUCUGCAGAAGCAGCUCAAGUACGUGUGCAACCUGGUCAUGGUGUCGGUCACGCUGCCGCUCAUGUUCCUCGUCUACUACCUGUUCAUCUGGCGGCCAUUCAUGCGCAAACCCGACGGCGCGCCUAACGACGCCGCAUGGCAGGGUCAGUGAGCCAAACACACGUCUUUGUUGCAACAAAGACGCAUUCGUUCAUUGAUUUGACUGACCAUCCCGGUUUGCAGGUCUUCGCCCUUGGCCCGUGCUGCUGUUUGUGUUGGAUUUCAUGCUGGUUUCGUACGGGCAGGCGACGGCACAGAUUCUGUUUGCCAAGGGGUCCGACACCAUCAACGUGGCAGGUCUCGAGAUCAAACCUGCCGCCCUCAGUGGCGUGGCUGGCGUGGGGCUGCUCAUCUACCCUGUCGCCUACAUCCUCUGGUCCGCAUGGCUGCUCCUCAGACUCAGCAAGUACGAAACAAGGCCGAUCUCUCUUGCUGCUGGCUGGAUGGCUGACUGGACGGCUGGCUGCUGGCUGGCUGGAUGGCUGGCUGGAUGGCUGGCUGGGGGCUGGCUGGAUGGUUUGGUGUGUGUGGUGGCGGUGUGUUCUUAGGGACGUGGUCUUCCAGGAGGAGAUUCGGAUGUAUGUGGACCGCGAGGUGAAGUUCCUGCGGGCCUACUUCCCGCCGCCCAUCAACGACCCACUCAACAUCAUCAAGGGAAUCUUCACAAAGUCAGUCGGGAAACCACACCAUGCUGAGACGGACAGGGAUGACAUAACUAACACACGUCUGUCUGCCAUGUGUGCUUGUCAGGGAUAUCCGCAAUUUGGUGCCAAUCACCAACGCCGCAGUCAAGGACACUGAGGACCCUGACGCCAAAAGGCUUAAGUUCGCUCAGGUAAUGGGCUGUACUGGAUGGGGAGAGACAGACACUUUCUUGGGCCAUUCAUGACGCGCCUCCUUCCUUAUCCAUCCAUCCAUCCAUCCAUCCAAUCCUUAGGACACGUCGAUUUUCAAUUGGGUGGUGGUACGGAUCUGCCCCAAGGGGCUGCGGGACCUGUGCGUCAACCCUGAAGACGUGGAUGCGGAGGAGCUGCCCGAGAUGAGGGAGAACAAGGGAGCGUCGCAGCCCCUGCUGAAGCAGGAGGGCAUCGACCACGACAAGGAGAGGAACAAGUGGAAGAACAUCAGGCUCGACUGGAACAAGAAACGAAGAGUCAGUGGGAAGCACACAGAUGCACAGACAGACAGACACACCAACAGGAAGACGACAUAACCCUCUCUUUCUUUUGUGUGUGACAGGAGCUGGGUGUCGACCUGGAUGAGGAGGUUUUCCUCAGCGAGUGCAUGAAGGAGCGCGGCCACCUCUUCAGAGAAUACAAGACCGCCAACGUCGGAUGCAAGCGGUGAGGAACACCUGUGGCUAACUUGCCUUACUUACUACGAUCCACUUUCUCCAUCUGUCUGUCUGUCUGUCUGUGUGCUGCAUGAAAUACGUGCUUGCAGUUUGAACCUGCGCAACGCGUACGAUCGCGAGAUGGAGUUCCGUGUGGACAUCCAACUGGGCCACCUGUACCCCCUCUCUACCGGCGGAGGCGACCUCACCUACUACGUGCCCGUCGACAUGUACGUGUGUGAUGGGAGGGGCAGGCAGCAACCAACACACACGGCGACGGACCGAUAACAUGUGUGUAUCUGUGGGUUUGGGCUCCUGGUUGAUGCAGGAUGCAGAUGGAGCACACCAACAAAUACGGCCUCAUGUUCGCCAAGUAGGUCAAUUAAGGCAGUGGCGAUCGCGGUGUAGCGUAUGUCGCGCGUGUGAUGUGUCUGUUGCAGGGCCCGUCAGGGUGCGUUUGGCUUCUUUGCGGUGACCCGGCUCAACAUGCUUCUGGCCACCAUCUUCAUCUUCUCCUGGCACGACUCAGGUAUGUGACACGAUGGCCACCACCACCAGCAGCCACACACUGACUGCUGACUCCCUGUGUGUGUCCUGUCAUUAGAUGGGUUCGAUCAGAUCUUCAUCUUCUGCCUGCUCAACAUCAUCAUCACUCUCGCCCAGAUCGUCCCUGCAGUCGAGAACGCCCGAGACGCCAUGGAGAAAAACCAUGAUAAGGCGGUCAGAACCACGGACGCACAUGCACCAGCACCAGCACAAAUUGGUUCUUUCAUGGUGUGUGGUGUCUCUCUCUCUCUCCCUGUGUCUGUGUUUGCAGCACAAAUGGACGCGUGAGGGCAAGGAGCCCGGCGAUUUCCUGUGCAAGUACAAGGCCGAGGAAGACAAAGAGGAGAAGUACUACUGGGUCAAGCAGGUCACAUACAAACCCGACCAGACUGCAUACUGCCAACCCAAAAAACUCAAAUACUCGGUAAUACUCCCACAAACAAACAGAAAAACUCCCCGUCUCCGAAAUGUCUCUGCUUUCUCUUCAACGUGUAUGUGUGUGUGGUCAGUUGGUGCCCUGUUUGGACGCCCACCGCGGCGAGCUGCAGCCGGACGGCAAAGUGAAGGAGAUCACUGGCCCCGCCACGACCUAUUCUGCCGAGGCGCUGCGCCGCACCUACGCCAAGAUGGAGAACCUGCGGGCCUACCAGGUGGAUCAGAUCAAGAAGGAGCUCAAGGCCAUCCGCGAGUUCGAGAAGAACAACCCGGAGAUUCUGCUGCCCGAGUACCCUGGUGAGAAGACCGACGUGUCGUGCAUGGCGAUGACCAAGGUCAAGGCCAUCGAGUUUGACAACAUGUGCGACAACGACAGCUACUGCCAGGAGCCCAAGAAGAUCCAGGAGGUGGGUGGGUGGGCAAUGUCGACACCUGUGCAUGUACUGGGUUGGCUGUGUGUCCCUGUGUCUCUGUGUGUGUGGCGGCGUGUCAGAUGGUUGACAAGAUCGACAAGCGCAACUAUGAGUCGCUGCAAGACUGGGAGAAAUUCACAUUCAGAUGCGGCAAAGCAUGGGACAGGUAGAUCAUACAGACACACCCUCAGAGAUGCAUUGUCCAAGAAACCUUUUGUAUGUGUGUGUGCAGUGUCUUCGACCGGCCGAUGUUCAAGGGCUUCCCCGCGUGUCUGCUGCACGAGUUCUUUUGGGGGCCGGUCUUCACGGGCGUCCUCAUGAUCCUCACGCUCCUCUUCCUCCUCCUGGGUGAGCAACUCAGGAAAACCACUCACAGAGAGAGACACUGACCAUCGGCCUCUCGCUUAUUGUGUGAACGUUUGUUGUGUGUCAGCUCACCAGCGGAUGAUGACAGUUGACCCUCCUCUGGCCACCUUCUACUGCAUCCUCACCACUGUCGCCGCCAUGGUGGGUGGGGCAAGGGGCACUGACUAAGACACACACAGAGGACACAGGCGUGAGUCUUGGGCUGAGUCUCUGUCUGUCUGCGCGUGUGUGCGUGUGUGCAGAUCAUCAUGAACUUCCAGGCAGCGUCGCAUCAGCUGAAGGAGAUCAAGGAGUACAUGAUCACUAUCGUCCAGUCGGUGAGUGACGGACGGGGCAUGUGGGCGGGAGACUGACAGACAGUUCGGGUGUUUCUUCUCAUGCGUGUGUGCAGGCCGACGACAUCAAGGUCUUCAUCUACGACCAGACUCAGCUCAUAUGGAAGUGGAUGCUCUCCGCGUGGUAGACACGCCCUCACCCCCUACACACAGCCGAGAGACACCCAUACAAGUCGUCCCUCCCUCCCUCCCUCCUUGUGUAGCUUUUUCCUGACGUGCAAUGAGUGCGGUCGCCACGACCCCAGUGCCAUCCCUGAGCCCGAGACGGCCAGCGUGACCAUUCCGCUCGAGAACAAGGUCCGCAAGAUCGGCCUGUACGUCAACGAACUCGGCAUCUUCAUGGAGGGAGAGGUAAGGCAAUAAGAAUCGUCCCUAUUGCGCCGGCUUGCAUCGGUGAUCGUCUUGUCCGUGUGUCUGUGUCUGUGUCUGCAGUUGGAGUGGUCUGACGCGACCAAGGAGAAACUCGGACUCAAGACGAAACCCGACCGACUCCGGUGACCAAGAUCACCUCAGGCCAUGCCGGCUCUGUCUGCAUGGACACGUGUUGUGUGCUCUCUGUGUGGUCAGUUACGAGAUGUGCAAGUCAAUGUCGGUGUGGGGCCGCGCGGUGCAGCGGACCAGAUGGCGUGAGGUGCUGCCCAUCCAGGUGCCGCUCGAGAAGUUCAUCGAGAGCGACUCCAUCACACAACUCGUCGCCACCAUCCAUGUACUUAUAAAUGGAAGGGAUCUACGGCCGGCCGGCAGACCAACAGGACCGUUCAUUCAUCGCCUUUGUUUGUUCCCCUCAGAUUGUGAAUCACGACGAUCGCACGUGCGAGAGCAACUACAAGGAGUACUCGUACCAGGAUUCUGUUUUGUCGCUCUUCGCCGACAAGAAAUUGACACCACCCCUGGGCAAAAUUGACCUCGGAACCCACGAGGUGAGACACACACAGAGAGAACGACCCCAUAGUCUUUACUCCCUCUCGAACGCUGCCUGUGCGUGUUUGUGUGCAGGGUCAGCCCAUCAAGCACUCGUUUUUGUUUUCAGCCGAGAUGGAGGCCAAGGGCCUCUUCGCCCAAGUGUGGGAGGUCAUCUCCACGUAGGCAAUGCCAAGCCAUCAUCACCCAUGCAUGCAAGAGGAAGAGAGACGGCCGUGUGUGUCUUCCUUCCGUGUGUGCAGGACGGUGCGUGACGUCUUGUGCCGCACGUGCAAGAAUUUGCAGGGCGAGGAGGUGCCUGAGCAGAGUGAGGACUGGAUCCCCUGCUUCAUCGUCAAGGCACUCUCAGAGUCCGAGGGAACUUACAUCGUCCAACCCGAGUGAGCCACUUAUCAUGCGCAUCUCGCUUCUCGUACGCGUGUUCGCGUGUGUGUGUGUGUGUGUGUGCAGUUUCGCCGCAAUGGCCGAGCGUUACAAGACGCGUUCAUCCACCUUCAAACGCCUGACCACCAAAGCGUCCAGAGCUAGCCUGGUCAGCCAUCCCAUCCAUGCCCACGCAAGACCCGCCAUGUCUUUCUCCUGUGUGCUGUGCAGUCUGAGUCGAUGUCGCCGUCCGAUCUGCGCAAGGAGACGGAGGGGACGAUCAACCUUAAGUCGCUGCCCACGGCUGACGACAAGGAGGGCAACACCAAACUCCUGGACCUCAUCAAGAAACGAGCUGACUUCCUGGCCGCGGUGAGUGAGUGAGUGAAAAUGGGGGCCUUCACAUGAAACUGUUGGUGACUUGGUGACUGCAGGAGGAGAAGAAGUGGGAGAUCUGGGCUGCCGCUGCGAAGAAGUGUCACGUCAGUCACAGCAGUAUAACAAGUCCGGCCAUUUCACUGCCCGGCCUUUUGUGUGUGCUGAUGCAGGAGUUGAGUCAGCUGCCGACGAUGAACGAGACCCACAUGCAGACCCUCGAGCGCAUCCUCGGCGAGGUCCGCGAGACCGUCAGGACAAAAUUCGACGACCUCAAGAAGCCCAAGCGCGAGGAGGGUGGCGAGGGCGAGGAGCUGGCCGAGCCCAUUGUGAUAUCGGAGAUCGAGUACCUGAAGCUGGACAAGUACCUCAAGUACGCAUUCGAGACCCUCCAGCCCGACGAGAACAAGGAGAUAUACGAUCGCAUGCGGAAGGACAAAUUCAUCCCCUUCAAAGUCCACAUCAGCGACCUGCGCAAGGAGGUUAGCAAACAGACGCACUGACACACGCACACGCACCUUUCAAGCGCGGCACGCGUCAGUCAGCGCGGCUCACAUCAUGCUUGUCAGGGUAACCGUCAGAAGCAGAUGGAGGCCUGGGAGGCCGAAGUGAAGGACUUCCUAGUGGUAAGCGACGAAGACUAGCAAGAGCAGAGAGCGAAAAUAUGGUCAUGUGUGCUCGUGUAUUUAGAACGAGGUGGGCGCGUCUCUGUCUACGAGCGACGGCGUGUUGGAUGCCAAGGGGCGGCCCAAGAGCCGAUACGCGGCCGUCAAGGACCUCAUCAUGGAGCGGGUCAGGAGCCGCGGCAAGGGCACACACGAACUGACAUUGAUUCAUCCACUGUCGCUUGCUUGAUGUGUCUCUCGGUCAGCUUGAGGAAGUGGUGAAUCGGCCGGAGAACCAGACGAUGAAGCAGUUCAAGUGCUCCCUGCACUUCGUCGCCGACGCCAGGGACAUCCGCCGACGCAAGCGAGGUGAGCAUACACACACAUAUAGAUGCCUUACACAUUCACUCUGCAUCGUGUCAGUCCGUCAACCUUUUCUUAUACAUUUGUCUGUGGUUGAUUCGAUUCUGCGCAGAGUUGCCCGCUCGUUGGGGUCCCGACCCGCUUCUGCCCCACCAGGGCGCCGUGGCCCUCUACGAAUUCGACAAAAGGAGCGGCAAACCACUCCUCGACAAUCCCACCUGGUUCAUCUGCAUGUUGCAGGUACUCACAGGUGUCGCUCUACGCAACACAUCUAUCAUGCACGUCUCUGUCUGUCUGUCUGCCUGUCUGUGCAGUUUUCGGCCACGCACGUGAAGGUGAUGAUCCCCAACCCUGUCACCAUGAUCGGAGUCAUCGACACGAAAACCGGCAAGGUCAGCCACCACUCACACAUGGAUGGGUGAAUGCAGUGGGGAUAUCAUCCAUCCAUCCAUGUAUUUGCUGGGCAUCCAUCAGGAGCUCAAGCACUAUGCUGACGAGGACAAGGCUGACCGGCCAGAUGACAAUGGAAGAAAGCAGCGUUUCAUCAAGAGGUACACACAUGCACACACACACGCAUUCCUGGUGUCUGCUCAUGGCGUCUCCGUCCUGUCUUAUUUCCUCCUCUUCCUCCACAACCUACUGUGUGCAGGAAGAUCCUCCACAUCCGUUUGCGUCGUUUCGGCCUCUUGGGAGCCAUUGGCGCAGGCAAGGCCAAGCAGAACAAAGGUGAGCACCGGACAUUUAGCCCAGCAGCACACGUCACGCCUGCCAUGGCGCCCAUUUCUUUGCCUGUGUGUGUGACCAGUUGCUGACAAUAGCACUGCCAUCAAAUCGCACCAGAUGCUGCUGGAUGAGAUGGACCACUGGCUCUACCUCAUCAAAGCCGAUGAGACCAAGGAAGACGUACGUUACCUGAAUACACACACAGGGACACACAGGGAGACGGGGAGGGGAUGCGCCUUGUGCAGCAAAUCGACUGGUAUGACGAGGAGGGCGAUGGAGAGGACAGCGCCAGAGGCAAGGGAGCAUCCAAGAUGCGAGACGGACAGAAGUCCAACCAGGUAAACACACACAGACGCAUCACAUCGCCGGCUGCACCCGUGCUUUGUACGGGUGUGUCGGUGUCUGCGCCAGAUCAUGUUGCGCGACAGCCGUAAUAACGCUGAGUUGGAGUACGAUUUCCUCUUCAAGGAGACAGAGUUGGACGCCAAAAAGUUCCGCGAGACGCGGGAGCCCGAGACCGACCCCUACACCAAACACCUCAUGAUGCUGCGCAUGACGGGCGACAAAUACGCCCUCUGGGAGACACUGAUCAAGGCCGCACACAUGCACAAACCCGACGAAUUCAUCCACGGGUCAGUGAACUACACACUUCUCCUCUUCACCUCUCUCAAUACACUCGACGGCUCUCUCUCCGUGUGUGUGUAUUCUCUUGUAUGGCUGCAGUUACCAGGGUCGCGUGAUCGGUCACCCCAACCCCAGGAAGGCCGACAUCUACCUCAGACAUGACAAGGACGCCACACAGGUAAGAGAUGCACGCGGCCGCUGACCGCAAUGGCAGCACUGUGCACCUGUGCGUGAGUAUACAGGUCUACUACGAGUACCAAGAGGGCAAGGACAUCAUCGCUGACGAGAGCAGGAUGCUCGGCAAGUACGCAAUCAUACACACACACACACACGCACCCACAUGGCCCCACUGCCGUUGAUGUGUGUGGCCGGCAUGUGUGUGCACAUGUGUGUGCAGGUACGUGGGUGCGUUCAGCCACCAUCGCUACCACGGCAGGGGCAUACUCAUGGACCGUGACGAAAGCCCCCUGUAUGAGGUAGGUGUGUGUGGAUAACGCCACAAUGAACACACAGAGAGAGACACGGCACAUGUCUUUGGUUGGCUCUCGUUCAGGGCGAGUGGGCCAAUGGCAAGCGUUGGGGCAAGGGCAUCUUCGUCUUCCGUGAUGCGGUAAAGUCGCACAUCUCGGUCCCCGUCGGUUGAUUGGUGUGUCAUGGUAUUUCUAUCUACCAGCGUGGGUUGCCCCGUGAGUACCGUGGUGAAUUCUCGAACGACCAGAUGUGCGGCAAGGGCCAGCUCCGCAUCAUCAACGUCGACGACCCCGCCAGGAAGCUCAGGGGACAGGCAGACGAGAAGCUCAUCAUCGACCAAUACAAGGUAGCCAGGGAUGUGUAAGAUGCGGGCGUAUUGAGUUGAUGCAUGUGUGUGUGUUUAUGUGUUGGGUCGAUCAAUCAGGGCAAGUUCGCCCCGGCUGAGCCUGGUUUUGAGGCUGGUUUGCCCAAGCCGCGUGAUGCGUCGCUGCCCGAUGAGUUGGAGGACGAGGUGGCUUUGAAGGCCGAGGAGGACCGCAGGCGGGCACUGGCCAAGGCACGUAAGGACGAGGACGCUCUCGUGGAACUCAGCCCCGCUUCAGCCAGGACACUCGGCGCUAGGUGAGAAAAUGGCACGCCAUGACAGAGAAGCGGGGAGUCUGCGUGUCUUGACUAUCCCUGUCCGUUUGUGUGUGCAGGACUGACGCUGAUUUGCAGAUCGCAUACGUGAUGACUAAGGAGGGCAUGGACGAGUGGCUGCCGCACAAGGAGAAAUGGAGACCCAUGCACGAAAACUUCCAAAACAGCUGCACCGACACCGAAGCCACCAUCCGGUACCCACCCACCUCCCUCACGCAAUUCACACAAUCCCGCAUCUCUCCUUUCACUCUUCAUCAGUUUCCUUGACGGUUCCGCCUAUGACGGCCCCGUGCAAAACGGUGUGCCCGACACGACCGUGGCGACCCAGGUGCGCGGGCAGGCCGCGAAGGGCACGUUUGUGUGCCAGCACCCCGAGUACGGGUUCCGCUACGAGGGUGGGUGGAAGGACUUCAAGCCCCACGGCUACGGCGAGCUGGUACGCAAGGUCAAGGUGGGCACCCAGACGGCCGACCUCCGCUACAAGGGGGAGUUCAAGGACGGACUCAGACACGGCAAGGGCGUGCUGGAGAUCGGACAGCUCGCGGACGGCGGCAAGACAUUCAGGAGCCCUGUGCUCUUCGACAUCAAGGGGGAGUGGCAGGUGGGUCGAUGGGUUUAGGAGGUGGUGUGGAGAAGGAAGGAUGCAUCAAACACGUCCAUCCAUGCAUCCUGCACCGUAUAUGGCGUGCAGAACGAUUUGUUGGAGUGCCGGGAGGCCAGGAUCACGAUCGCACCAUCCAUGGAACAGACAUUCCCAUUCAAGUAAGAUGCCAACCGACGCACACACACCCACAGAGAGACCCCCACUCCUCCCGUCGUAUCGUGUUGCGUGUGUGUGUCAGAUCGUACGUAGGCCCGUGCAGCCGCGGCAUGAUUGGCAACGACCGGGACAGCGGCACCAUGGUGUUCUUCGAUGACAAGACGUACAAGGGCCCCUUCAGCAAGGGACUCAGACACACUGCCGAGGGACAGGAGGGCGAACUCACGGACAAGAACGGAACCAAGAUCUACAAAGGAAAGGUCAGAGACGGACACACGGACACACAGACAGACAGAGAGGGAGGGAGGGAGGGAGGGAACGUGUGUGUAUCAAGUUACCGAUUCUUUUGUGGUUGACGCAGUGGGAGAAGGACAUUCCUGCUGCUGGCGAUGUGUCGUCGCUGGACUGUGGCGACGGAUACACAUACACCGGGCCACUGCUCAACGGAAAGAGGAGCGGUGCAAAGGGUAAGUAAGCACACACCACACAGACAGACAGACAGACACAUUCACUCAUUCGUCCAUUCCAUGCAUCAUCGAUGUCAGGCGAGUUGUUCAAGGGCAGCGAGAGGAUCUACGAGGGCGCGUGGAAGGACGACCUGCCGGACGGAAAGGGAAAACUCUUCCUCAGUACACAUGACACAACACACUACCAACACACAAACACUCUGUUAACGGCCGCGUCCGUCCGCCUGGUGCUUGUGUGCAGAGGAGGGUGUGUACGACGGCAACUUCCAGGGUGGCAAGCGCCACGGCACGGGCAAGUUCGUGUACAAGGAUGGCAAGGUGGGCGACGGUGCCGCGGCCAAGUUCCAGAGCUCCCCUGCUGUCAAGGACAAGCUGGGCAAGCAGCGCUUCUACGAUGGCGAGUGGAAGAACGACGUGCAGCACGGAGAGGGCACGUACCUUGACGAGUUUGGAAAGGAGGGCACCUACCGGUCAGUGCUCACCGCGGAGACAGACACUGCCUCUCUCUGUCUCACUCUCCCUGUGUGUGCAUAUACUGUGUGCAUAUACUGUGUGCAGGCUGGACAACGGCAGCUUUGGCACCCCUGACCAGAGAGCUGAUGACUACUGCUGUGGCUUCUACCCCAGCUGCAAGGCGAGUACACCACGUGCAUGAGCUCUUUCAUAUGUGCAUACUGUCUUGUGUCUCCUCAUCUCAGUGUGCAUGUUGCGGCAAGAAGCUGCCCAGUGACUUCCUCCCUCACGCCCUGCCCAACACGCCCGUCAAUCGGUACACACGCAACCAUGCAAGCGCUGUAUUGUGUGCAUUUCCCUGUGCGUGUUGCUAUCCACCCUUGCGCCAGCACGAGCAAGCCUUUGACGCCCACGAAGCCCGUUGACGACAAGGCAUCCUUCGAGGUGUUCGUGUCGUCCGGACAGGUCGACGGACAGCCCCUCUUCAAAUACUACGAGGACGCCCCACUCGGUAAAUCAAACACAGUGCUGCUCAAGGCAGAGACACACGGGGGGAGAGCAUGGUCGACCUGUCUGUUGUUUGUUGAUGUGCGGCGGCAGACGUGCGUGGCGUGUCGACAAGGCUGGCGGACGAACACCCCAUUCUGGAGCUCAAGGAGACGACCAAGUCCUUCCACCUCACUGACAAGCAGCCACUCAAGGGAUGA
Molecule: messenger RNA, 13636 nt
Organism: Vitrella brassicaformis
Lineage: Eukaryota; Vitrellaceae
Source: the annotation of a GenBank genome assembly